CGACGUCACAAUGGAACAGAGCAUGCGCAGAAGACUCUUGAAAGCAUUCCCUGCGGUCCAGAUAGCAAAGGCCUCGGCUGGUGCACAGCGGAGGAAACAACGGUCGCCUGUAGAUUUUUCCCUCUCUAGGAAAGAGAACUCUACCUCUAGGAGGUCCAGCCUCUAAGAGGCCGGGACGGCGCGUGAAAUUUUGGCGGGAACGAUUUUCAGUUGCUCUGCUGAGGCGGAAAAGCCCUGAGGGAGCCUCCCCUUCUCUCCCACCCCCGUCAAACCGGGAAAGGGGCAGGGGGGGUGGGGGAGGGUCCGCCGUGACCGAAGGCGGCCUCUGAGGAAAUUUCCUCACCGUCGGGGCUGCGCUGAAGCCGGAGACCGAAUGGAGGCCCGGGGGUCUCCUUUGAAAGCGGGGAGCGGCCUCCCCGAGGAGCCCCGCAGCUCCGAGGCUGAGCGCUGGCGGUUCCGCAGCUGCCGCUCCCUGGAAGCCGAGGGGCCCCGGGCGCUCUGCAGCCGCCUGCACGGGCUGUGCCGGGGGUGGCUGCGGCCCGAGCGGCGCAGCAAAGCCGAGAUGCUGGACCUGGUGGUGCUGGAGCAGCUGCUGGCCCUGCUGCCCCCGGAGCUGUCGGGCUGGCUGAGGGAGUGCGGGGCGGAGAGCUGCGCCCAGGCGGUGGCCCUGGCCGAAGGCUGCCUCCUCGGCCCACCAGCCGCCCCGGAGUCCGGAAAGGGGCGGCAGAUGCAGGAGCUGUUCACAGGAGAGAUCUCAGCAGAGCUACAGGAAGGAGGAAAUCGAUGCAGUCCUUCUCAAGAGUUGCUUUUCAGGAGGUCCCAACUUGGACCAUUUCAGCAGUGCUCUGACCCCUUUGAGGAGGUCACUGUGGAUUUCACAGAAGAGGAAUGGGCGCUGCUGGAUUCUGGUCAGAGAGCCUUGUGCGCAGAAGUCACGUUGGAGGCUUUUAGGAAUAUUAUUGCCCUUGCAGGUGAUGUAAUGGAGAUGGAGAAGCAGGAGUGGUUAAUGUCGCUGCCAACAGCAAACUAUGAAGGAGAAGUGAUAUUUGACCAUCAAACAAAUCUAAAAAGACAAGAAAGAAGCCACUCAGAAGGUGGAGUAGAAAAGUCCUCCACAUCUCAUCAUUUCUUUUCUCUUACUUUAUCUGAGAACCUUUAUAGUCAACACAAACCACAAAGUAUUGUAAACUUGGGGGAGGAUACCAGUUUGAGUAGAGAGACUAAAAUAUGCACAAAAUGUGGAAAGAGCUUUGGUAGUAAUGCUAGCCUUAAUGGCCAUCAAAGGAUCCACACAACUGAGAAACCAUAUAGUUGCGAGGAAUGUGGAAAGGGCUUUGCUUUAAUAGGAAAACUUAAUUCUCAUAAAAGGAUGCACACAGGAGAGAAACCAUAUAAAUGCACAGAGUGUGGAAAGAGCUUCUGUAGCAAUGCUAGCCUUAAUGGCCAUCAAAAGAUCCACAUAACUGAGAAAUCAUAUAGCUGUGUGGUAUGUGGAAAGGACUUUGAUUUAAUAGGAAAACUUAAUGCUCACGAAAGGAUUCACACAGGAGAGAAACCAUAUAAAUGCACAGUGUGUGAAAAGAGCUUCCAUUUCAGGCCUAGUCUUAUACGACAUGAGAGGAUCCACAGAAGGGAGAAAAAAUACAGGUGUAACAAGUGUGGAAAGAGAUUCUUUGAGAACAGAGCCCUUACUACCCAUCAAAGGAUCCACACAGGGGAGAGACCAUAUAAAUGCCUGGAAUGUGGAAAGAGCUUUUUUGACAACAAAGUUCUUACUCGUCAUCAAAGGAUCCACACAGGGGAGAGACCCUAUCAGUGUCUGGUGUGUGGAAAGAGCUUUAGUCAGAUAGGACAUCUCAAUUCUCAUAAAAGAGUCCACACAGGGGAGAAGCCCUACAAAUGUAUGCAGUGUGCAAAGAGCUUCCGUUCCAAAAGUUCUCUUAAUCGCCAUGAGAGGAUCCACACAGGGGAGAAAAAGUAUGGCUGCAGAGUGUGUGCAAGGAGAUUCUUUGAGAGCAGAACCCUUGUUAUCCAUCAAAGGAUCCACACAGGGGAGAGACCCUAUAAAUGCCUGGAGUGUGGAAAGAGCUUUAUUGAGAAAGGAAAACUUAAUUCUCAUACAAGAGUCCACACGGGGGAGCGACCGUAUAACUGCAUUGAGUAUGGAAAGCAGAAAGAAAAUCUUAGUCAUGAAAGAAUCCAAACAGAAGAGAAACCAUAUAAAUGCACAGAAUGUGGAAAGAGCUUCUUUAGCAAGACUGGUCUUAAUGGCCAUCAAAGGAUCCACAUAGCUGAGAAACCAUAUAGUUGUAUGGAAUGUGGAAAAGGCUUUGCUUUAAUAAGAAAACUUAAUUCUCAUGAAAGGAUUCACACAGGGGAGAAACCAUAUCAAUGCACAAUGUGUGGAAAAAGCUUCCAUUUUAGGGGUAGUCUUAAUCGCCAUGACAGGAUCCACAGAGGAGAGAAAAAACUUAGUUGCCAGGAAUGUGGAAAGAGAUUCUUUGAGAAGGCAGCCCUUAGUAUCCAUCAAAGGAUCCACACAGGGGAGAGACCCUAUCAAUGCCCAGAGUGUGGAAAGAGUUUUUUUGACAGCAAAGUUCUUACUCGUCACCAAAGGAUCCACACAGGGGAGAGACCGUACAAGUGCCUGGAGUGUGGAAAGAGCUUUACUCAGAAAGCACAUCUUAAUUCCCAUAAAAUAACUCACACAGGGGAGAGACCCUUUACAUGCACAGAAUGUGGAAAGAACUUCGGUUUCAAAAGUUCUCUUAAUCGCCAUGAGAGGAUACACACAGGAGAAAAAGUAUACCCGAAGGGAGUAUGGAAAGAGAUUGAGAACAGAGCCCUUACUAUCCAUCAAAAGAUCCAUAUGGUAUAAACUGUAUAAAUGCCUGGAGUGUGGAAAUAGGUUUAGUCAGAAAGGCCGACUUAUUUCUCAUUAAAAAUUCCAUAUUAUGAAGAGACCAUAUACAGCUAGUCCUCAACUUACAAUGUUCAUUUAAUGACCAUUCAAAAUUACAAUGAAAAAAAUGAAAUAAAAGGAAAAAAAGUGACAGACCAAUUUUCACACUUACGAUUGUAAGGUCCCAAAAAUAUACUUGAGUCACCAUAAUGCCAAAAAGAGAGACUCAAUAUGAGGCUUGCGAAAGGAAACAUUUUAUUUAUGGCCAAAAACAAAAUACUGGAUGGGACUAUAUCCAGAACAUAGAGAUAAAAUGCAUGUGAGGAGAUAGCCACACCUUGGGGAAGAUAUGGCGUCUUUUUAUACCUUCAGAGACAUCAGCUUAGUACCCAAUUCUGGCCUCCUAGUUUAGGUUUGUGUAUUCCUCAUUGCCCUGCAAAGGAAUAGAAGCCUCCCAAUUAGUGUUCUCUCUUCCUUGAACAUUCCUUUGUUCUCCCAAUUGCUCAUUUGGCCCCCUGGGCUGCAGGGAACAGAUCAAAGGUGUAAGAUAGGACUGAAGUGUAAAUUAUCUCCCAGAUGAUGUCUGCAGUUCCAACCGAGAUAGGUACCAUGCUCUUAAAUAGCAUGAGAAAAACAGGAAGAAGAUUGAUAUGGGUUCAGAUCAAAUGAUAGGAACAUAUGCUUGAUAAAUACCAGAUACAUUACAGAGGCCUAAUAACAGAAUAUGUUUGUUACAGGAGAUACAAAUAUAUGUGUGUUAUACAAAUACAAAGGCUAUAUAUGUAUUACAGGAGCCUAAUGGUUAGAGAACAGCAAGUUUCUACUAAUUCUGGUAUACCAGUAUAUUAUAUUCUAGUAUUAUUUAUUAUAGCCUUAUUACUGUUUCCCUUCAUGAUCAUUGCAGAAUCCCCAUGAUCAUGUGAUCAAAAUUCAGAUGCAUGGCAACUGGUUCAUAUUUAUGACCGUUGCUGUGUCCCAAGGUCAUGUGUUCACCUUUUGCAAUCUCCUGACAAAGUCAGUGGGGAAGAUUCAAUUAACCACCAGCUUACUAACUUGCUAACUGCAUUGAUUCACUUAACAGUGGCAAGAAAGGUGAUAAAAUGGGGCAAAACUCACUUAACAAAUGUCUCGUUUAACAAAUUUUGGACUCCAUUGUCAUAAGUCAAGGCAUAUCUUCAUUUAUGAUUCUUACUCCAUUCAGGGUCAUGUGAUUUCCAUUUGGAAAUUUACAACAAGCACAGUCAAUGUGGGAAGGCAGUUUCACUUCACAACCAUAUGUAUGGUUGUUAACUGAACAACCAUACUUGAGAACGGCAGUGAUUUGAUGAAUGGGCAUAAAAGGUUGCAAACUGGGUCGCGAGUGACUUCAUUGCCUUACUUAGCAAUGGAAAUGGGCUCAAUUAUGAGUGUAAGUUGAGAACUACCUGUAUUACUAUCCUUCACUUCGAAAUAUCAAAAAAAUUGAUUUCAUUAAUUGAUUUUGUUGGUGGAGGGUGGCGCUUGUGCCCCAUGAACAAAUUAUGUUCCUCCUGAAAUCUGAAGCCUUUAUAAUUCCAGUUAUAAACCAGAGCCUCUAGCUACUCAAAAUGAUUUUGAACCAUAAUAAGGAAUGUCCUCCUUUUUUCUGUGCUCUUUGUAUGGAUUGGUAAGUAAAUCACAUUAUUGCAUUUGAUUUCAUUAUUAUGGAGAAAUGUUUCAAUGCUCUUUAUUUUCUGACCUUAAUUGCCCAAAAAUGCAAGUGGUGUUUCCUGUAAACUUCUUUUAAUCCAGAGAAUUACAAAGUAAUUGGAGAUGUUAAAAUGCAAACCUGCAUAGAGCAAAGAACCAAACAGGAUUGGCAUUCAAGGAACUUGCAUGGGCCUUGACCUAUAACACUCUAUGCAGCAGAUUAGCUAAUAAGAGUAUAUUGGACUGGUGGCAUUCAUAGUUUUAAAUCUUUCCAAACUCCUGAUAAGGAAUUGUUACUAUUUCUUAGCUGCAGGCAACAGAGCCUCAGCAUUAGAAAUUAAAUAACCAGAUUCAAUGGUCUUAUUGAUACAACUAAAAAACAAGGAGGGUAGGGGUUUUUUUGGCAUGCAGUUACACAGAGUAAAGUAUAAUAAUAAAUACAUUUAAAUUUUGGCUGCAUUUGUUGUAAAUCUAAGUUUUAAAGUCUUUGUUAAUCACACCCCAAAGAGCCAUAAGAUGCUUUGGAUGAAAUUUUAAGUUAUACUGAAAAAAUGAAAUAAAAUGAAAAAAGACCAAUUUUCAUACUUAAUGACCGUUGCAACAUCCCCACAAGUGUGUGUGUGAGCAAAGAGCAUGCACAGAAGGCCGUGUACAUGCUCACAUUUUUGGUGCUGGGACAUGCCGGUUGUUAAUUACCUAGUUUAAUGAAAAGGACUAGGAGAGACAUGAUAGCAGUGUUCCAAUAUUUCAGGGGUUGCCACAAAGAAGAGGGAAUCAAGCUAUUCUCCAAAGCACCUAAAGACAGGACAAGAAGCAAUGGGUGGAAACUGAUCAAAGAAAGAAGCAACUUAGAACUAAGGAGAAAUUUCCUGACAGUUAGAACAAUCAAUAAGUGGAACAACUUGCCUGCAGAAAUUGUAAAUGCUUCAACACUGGAAAUUUUUAAGAAAAUGUUGGAUAACCAUCUGAUUGAGAUGGUGUAGGGUUUCCUGCCUGGGCAGGGGGUUGGACUAGAAGGCCUCCAAGGUCCCUUCCAACUCUGUUGUUAUAUUAUAUUAUAUUAAUUUAUGUCUCCCUUCCCGGAGGUUAACAAGGCUACAAGAUCGCAGUAAUAUGAGAUUUUUCUCUGUUCUCUACUAUCUCAGUGUCUGGUCUUUUUCUUUUCCUCCAAAGAUUUAGCUAAAG
Molecule: messenger RNA, 5755 nt
Organism: Ahaetulla prasina
Lineage: Eukaryota; Metazoa; Chordata; Lepidosauria; Squamata; Colubridae
Product: zinc finger protein 260-like
Exons: 4
Coding region: 374-2878 (834 amino acids)
Biological process (GO): regulation of transcription by RNA polymerase II
Cellular component (GO): nucleus
Molecular function (GO): DNA-binding transcription activator activity, RNA polymerase II-specific; RNA polymerase II cis-regulatory region sequence-specific DNA binding
Source: RefSeq, a predicted model, not a curated record